Molecule: messenger RNA, 1620 nt
Organism: Triticum dicoccoides
Lineage: Eukaryota; Viridiplantae; Streptophyta; Magnoliopsida; Poales; Poaceae
Product: protein WALLS ARE THIN 1-like
Exons: 2
Coding region: 194-1363 (389 amino acids)
Cellular component (GO): membrane
Molecular function (GO): transmembrane transporter activity
Source: RefSeq, a predicted model, not a curated record
CUGUAGCAUGCUCACCUACUGACGUCCAAGUGGAAUGUCGCGCGUCUAUAUAGCUAGAUACCCCUGGUUGCACUCCUCACUCACCUCAUCCCUGGCCUAGGCCUUCCUCUCUCUAGUCUCUCAUCGCCACCUCGCUCCAGCAGCAGCUUCUAUCUCGAUCUAGGGAGAGAUCAAGUGAGGAGAGGGUGCAGCCAUGGCGGACGCGGUGGAUGCUCGCCGGGUCUGCGGGAUGCCGGAGAAGGCGCAGCUCCACGUGGCGAUGCUGGCGCUGCAGUUCGGCUACGCCGGCUUCCACGUCGUGUCCCGCCUCGCGCUCAACAUGGGGAUCAGCAAGCUCGUCUUCCCCGUCUACCGCAACAUCAUCGCGCUCUUCCUCCUCGUCCCCUUCGCCUACUUCCUCGAGAAGAAGGACCGCCCCAGGCUCACCCUCGGCCUCGCCGUCCACUUCUUCUUCCUCGCCCUCUGCGGCAUCACCGCCAACCAGGGCUUCUACCUCCUCGGCCUCGACAACACCUCCCCCACCUUCGCCUCCGCCAUCCAGAACUCCGUGCCGGCCAUCACCUUCGGCAUGGCCGCCGCGCUCCGCAUCGAGAAGGUGCGCCUCGACCGCCGCGACGGCGUCGCCAAGGUGCUGGGCACGCUCGCGUGCGUCGCAGGCGCGUCCGUCAUCACGCUCUACCAAGGCCCCACCAUCUUCGCCCCUACCGGCGACGACAAGCCGUCGUUGCAGGAGGUGCCGUUUCUGGCGGCCGUGGCCGGGGAGGGCAAGAACUGGACGCUGGGGUGCGUGUACCUCAUCGGCCACUGCCUCUCGUGGUCCGGCUGGCUGGUGCUGCAGGCACCCGUGCUCAAGAAGUACCCCGCGAGGCUGUCGGUCACCUCCUACACCUGCUUCUUCGGCGUCAUCCAGUUCCUCAUCAUCGCCGCCUUCUUCGAGAGGGACGCCGGCGCCUGGGUCUUCCACUCCGGCUCCGAAGUCUUCACCAUCCUCUACGCCGGUUUCAUCGCGUCCGGCGUGGCGUUCGCAGUGCAGAUCUGGUGCAUCGACCGCGGGGGCCCGGUGUUCGUGGCCGUGUACCAGCCCGUGCAGACGCUCGUCGUCGCCAUCAUGGCCUCCCUCACCCUCGGCGAGAAGUUCUACCUCGGCGGGAUCAUCGGCGCCGCGCUCAUCAUCACUGGCCUCUACCUCGUGCUCUGGGGCAAGAGCGAGGAGAGGUCGCGCAUCGGCAAGGAGGCGCUCAUGGCCGCUGCGUCCCCAGCUUCCUCCGGCGGCGGCGAGCGCGAGGUCCGGAGCGCCAAGCUGGCCUCCUCCAUCACCCAGCCUCUCCUGCCGCCUUCCUCCACCACCUCUGACAACGUCUGAAACUUAAUUGUGCUACCUUACUACUGUGAGGAGUUUUCUCGUUUAAAUUCAGGCGGGCAUGCAUUGCAUGCACGCCUAUGGUGUGGUGAGCGAGUAUGCAGACGGAUUUGAUUAAAACUAGCUAGGGUUGUUUGGAUCGUGCUUGAUUAUGGUGUGUGCAUUAAGGCUUGUCAAUUGGAGUAGAUCAGAAAACUUGUGCUUGAUGUAUUGGUACCCUAUCUAAUUAUUAUUACUAUCACAAUAGGGUUUGUCACUAU